Molecule: messenger RNA, 1836 nt
Organism: Solanum verrucosum
Lineage: Eukaryota; Viridiplantae; Streptophyta; Magnoliopsida; Solanales; Solanaceae
Product: transcription factor bHLH110
Exons: 7
Coding region: 387-1592 (401 amino acids)
Biological process (GO): regulation of transcription by RNA polymerase II
Cellular component (GO): nucleus
Molecular function (GO): RNA polymerase II cis-regulatory region sequence-specific DNA binding; protein dimerization activity; DNA-binding transcription factor activity, RNA polymerase II-specific
Source: RefSeq, a predicted model, not a curated record
AUGAGAGCUAUAGCUAGGGGUUCUAUCUCUUCUUGUUUGCUUGCUUGUUUUCUUUCUUUUCAAGGUUGCUUUUAAACCCCUUUGAGAUAUUGAAUGAGUAAGAACAAGACUUAUAUGGUGAAAAAGUGGCUAAAAAAGUGAAGAUGUCAAAUUUAUGUAGGUUUAAUUUCUUUUGAGUUUAUAUAGUAUAGUAUAUAGUAGUAGAGAGGAGAUAGCUAUAGCUUAAGGGUUUUUUUUUAAGAGAGAAGAAGAUAAGAAGGAGGAGGAGAAGAAGCUUGAGUAGUAUAUAGUACUUUUGCUUUUUAAUUAUUCUUCAUCUUGGGAUUUUCAAGUGCUUUAAAAAAAAGAAGCAAAACCUCUCAUAUUAUUAUUAUUUUUGUUUAAUUAUGGAGCCUGCAAAUCUCCAUCAACAAUAUCAAUAUCAUCAACUCCAAUUCCAAGAUCAAUUUCCUCUUAUUGGUAUUUCUCCAAAUUCUUCUUCAUCUUCUAAUAAUUCUUGCUAUGGAGGAGUUUCAACAACAAACGCUUGGACCCCAUGUACUACUACUACUACUAUCUUGAACAGUCAUGGAAGUGGUCUUAUUAAUUCAUAUUCUAGUGGAGACAUCAUCAAUACUACAAAUUCAUCAUCAAGUGAUCCAUUAAACCUAGUUAAUUCUAUGAGUAGUACUACUCAAGAUUUGGGAUUUCAUCAAUGGGCUAAUAAUAACAUUAAGCAAGAAAAUUCAUAUCCAAAAUUUACUCAAAUGUUGACAAGUCCAUCAAGUAUAGAAGAAGGAGGAGAAUUGAGUGAUAUGAAUGCUAAGCUUUUGCUUGGUACACUUUCUAAUACUGGGCUUCAACUUUAUCAUGGAGAUAAUAAUAAUAACAAUAAUCUUCUUUAUUCUUCAAAUUCUAGUAGUAUUAGUACUAAUAGAGGGAGAUUUAGUCAAAUAUAUCCCACAAUAAAUGUGUCCAAUUUGAAUAUAAAUCAAGCAAAUUCUUGUAGCUCUUUGGAUAUGAAUUUACAGCCAUUGGAUCUCAUCAAUUCUACAAGAUAUGGAGGGAGUUUUAGCCAGACAUAUGGCUUAACAACAAAUCAUUUUCAGCAUUCAUCAAGUGAAAGUCCAGUAAAUAGCUCCACAAGUAUAUCGGCCUUUAGUAAUGGAAUGCCUGAAGCUAAAAGGACCAGCAAUACUUUGGAGACUAAUAAAGGGCCUCAAAAUGCACCAAAAAAAUCAAGAGUUGAUUCACGCGCAUCAUGUCCACCCUUUAAGGUGAGAAAGGAGAAAUUAGGAGAUAGAAUAGCAGCUCUUCAACAAUUGGUAGCACCUUUUGGCAAGACGGACACAGCAUCUGUACUAAUGGAAGCUAUUGGUUAUAUCAAAUUUCUUCAAAACCAAGUUGAGACACUAAGUGUGCCAUACAUGAAAUCAUCACGAAGCAAAGCCAGCAGAUCAUUGCAUGGAGGUGGUGUAGAGAUGAAUAAUGAAGAAAUGAAAAGAGAUCUUAGAAGCAGAGGUUUGUGUUUAGUGCCUUUGACAUGUUUAACUUAUGUUACUGAAGGUGGAGGAGGUGUUUGGCCGCCCCCUAAUUUUACUGGAGGCACUUAAAUUAGGAGUUUAAUUUGGCCACGUCAUUUUCUUUAUGUAAUUUUAUCAUUUUUGCUUUAUUAAUGGAGCAAACUUGGUCAUUCUGAAAAAACAAAAAAACAAACAUAACUGUUAUGUUAUUGUAGAAUAGACCAAGUUUGAUCCAUUAAUGGUUUGUUAGUUUUUAACAUUACCUUUUUCAUAUUAUUAAUUAUUAUGACUUUGUGCAACUUAUUUGAAUUCAAAGUAACUAAUGCUCCCAUUU